AUGGAAAGACACUUCUGCUCAUGUUGCAACAGAAAGCAAAAGCCCAUCCUCUACACUGGGGACCCACUCGACGGAAAGCCCAUCCUCUACACUGGGGACCCACUCGACGGAAAGCCCAUCCUCUACACUGGGGACCCACUCGACGGAAAGCCCAUCCUCUACACUGGGGACCCACUCGACGGAAAGCCCAUCCUCUACACUGGGGACCCACUCGACGGAAAGCCCAUCCUCUACACUGGGGACCCACUCGACGGAAAGCCCAUCCUCUACACUGGGGACCCACUCGACGGAAAGCCCAUCCUCUACACUGGGGACCCACUCGACGGAAAGCCCAUCCUCUACACUGGGGACCCACUCGACGGAAAGCCCAUCCUCUACACUGGGGACCCACUCGACGGAAAGCCCAUCCUCUACACUGGGGACCCACUCGACGGAAAGCCCAUCCUCUACACUGGGGACCCACUCGACGGAAAGCCCAUCCUCUACACUGGGGACCCACUCGACGGAAAGCCCAUCCUCUACACUGGGGACCCACUCGACGGAAAGCCCAUCCUCUACACUGGGGACCCACUCGACGGAAAGCCCAUCCUCUACACUGGGGACCCACUCGACGGAAAGCCCAUCCUCUACACUGGGGACCCACUCGACGGAAAGCCCAUCCUCUACACUGGGGACCCACUCGACGGAAAGCCCAUCCUCUACACUGGGGACCCACUCGACGGAAAGCCCAUCCUCUACACUGGGGACCCACUCGACGGAAAGCCCAUCCUCUACACUGGGGACCCACUCGACGGAAAGCCCAUCCUCUACACUGGGGACCCACUCGACGGAAAGCCCAUCCUCUACACUGGGGACCCACUCGACGGAAAGCCCAUCCUCUACACUGGGGACCCACUCGACGGAAAGCCCAUCCUCUACACUGGGGACCCACUCGACGGAAAGCCCAUCCUCUACACUGGGGACCCACUCGACGGAAAGCCCAUCCUCUACACUGGGGACCCACUCGACGGAAAGCCCAUCCUCUACACUGGGGACCCACUCGACGGAAAGCCCAUCCUCUACACUGGGGACCCACUCGACGGAAAGCCCAUCCUCUACACUGGGGACCCACUCGACGGAAAGCCCAUCCUCUACACUGGGGACCCACUCGACGGAAAGCCCAUCCUCUACACUGGGGACCCACUCGACGGAAAGCCCAUCCUCUACACUGGGGACCCACUCGACGGAAAGCCCAUCCUCUACACUGGGGACCCACUCGACGGAAAGCCCAUCCUCUACACUGGGGACCCACUCGACGGAAAGCCCAUCCUCUACACUGGGGGCCCACUCGACGGAAAGCCCAUCCUCUACACUGGGGACCCACUCGACGGAAAGCCCAUCCUCUACACUGGGGACCCACUCGACGGAAAGCCCAUCCUCUACACUGGGGACCCACUCGACGGAAAGCCCAUCCUCUACACUGGGGAGCCACUCGACGGAAAGCCCAUCCUCUACACUGGGGACCCACUCGAGGGAAAGCCCAUCCUCUACACUGGGGACCCACUCGACGGAAAGCCCAUCCUCUACACUGGGGACCCACUCGACGGAAAGCCCAUCCUCUACACUGGGGACCCACUCGACGGAAAGCCCAUCCUCUACACUGGGGACCCACUCGACGGAAAGCCCAUCCUCUACACUGGGGACCCACUCGACGGAAAGCCCAUCCUCUACACUGGGGACCCACUCGACGGAAAGCCCAUCCUCUACACUGGGGAGCCACUCGACGGAAAGCCCAUCCUCUACACUGGGGACCCACUCGAGGGAAAGCCCAUCCUCUACACUGGGGACCCACUCGACGGAAAGCCCAUCCUCUACACUGGGGACCCACUCGACGGAAAGCCCAUCCUCUACACUGGGGACCCACUCGACGGAAAGCCCAUCCUCUACACUGGGGACCCACUCGACGGGUGA
This is a messenger RNA of Ornithodoros turicata, 1950 nucleotides long. RefSeq lists its product as uncharacterized. The record is from RefSeq and is a predicted model, not a curated record. The transcript is spliced from 54 exons. Lineage: Eukaryota; Metazoa; Arthropoda; Arachnida; Ixodida; Argasidae. The coding region runs from base 1 to 1950 and encodes 649 amino acids.